CGGCGGUCAGUGUUUGUGGCCGGACCUGUUAAUUCCAUCUGACGUCAUGACGUGCGUGCCGCCGAGCAAGGAAGGAAGAUGGCGGCCUUUGGGAUUCUGAGCUACGAGCACCGGCCGCUGAAAAGACCCCGUCUUGGACCCCCAGACGUGUACCCUCAAGACGCCAAGCAGAAAGAGGAUGAACUUACAGCUUUAAAUGUGAAACAAGGAUUUAACAAUCAGCCAGCUGUUUCGGCAGAUGAACAUGGCAGCGCUAAAAAUGUCAACUUUAACCCUGCUAAGAUCAGCUCUAACUUCAGCAGUAUUAUGUCAGAGAAGCUGCGUUGCAACACUUUGCCAGACACUGGCCGCAGGAAACCGCAGGUCAAUCAAAAGGACAAUUUCUGUCUGGUCACUGCUCGCACUCAGAGUUCUAUCAACACCUGGUUCUCUGACUUGGCUGGUACCAAGCCCCUCACGCACCUCGCAAAAAAGGUACCUAUAUUUGGAAAGAAGGAGGAAGUUUUUGGAUUCCUAGCUCGUUUCUCUGUGCCUGUGAUGAGAGCUGCCUGGCUCAUUAAGAUGACCUGCGCAUAUUAUGCUGCCAUUACAGAAACCAAAGUGAAAAAGAGGCACGUCAUGGAUCCCAUCAUAGAGUGGACUCAGAUAAUCACCCGAUAUCUGUGGGAGCAGCUGCAGAAGAUUGCAGAUUAUUAUCGUCCGGCUUUGGGGGGCUGUUCGUCUCCUCCAGGUCCUAUGCCACUAGAGGUGGAAGUAGCUCUAAAGCAGUGGGAAUAUAAUGAGAAACUAGCUUUGUUUAUGUUCCAGGAUGGAAUGUUGGAUCGGCACGAGUUCCUCACAUGGGUCCUGGAAUGUUUUGAAAAGAUCAGACAAGGAGAAGAUGAGCUCCUGAAACUAUUGCUUCCACUUCUCCUCCGGUAUUCAAAUUCCCUGGUUCAGUCGGCUUACCUCUCCCGACGUCUGGCCUAUUUCUGCACAAGGCGGCUUGCACAGCUGUUGGAGGGCAGUGGGAGCCACACAGGACACUUAAUGACAGCACAGACAGGCACAGCUUUGCCUCCAGCACCUGCACCACCUCCACCUUCAGGAUCAGCUCCUACCUCCCCUUUCAGUGAUCUUCUGCAGUGUCCACAGCAUAGACCUCUUGUGUUUGGGCUAAGCUGCAUGCUGCAGAGUAUUGUCCUUUGCUGUCCUAGUGCAUUAGUGUGGCAUUACUCUCUAACUGAUAACCGAAUAAAAACUGGGUCACCUCUGGACCACCUUCCCAUUGCACCCUCCAGUUUGCCCAUGCCCGGAGGCAAUUCUGCCUUCACACAGCAGGUGCGUAGGAAACUGCGGGACAUGGAGCAGCAGAUAAAGGAGCGUGGGCGAUCGGUGGAGGUCAGGUGGUCAUUUGAUAAAUGUCAGGAGGCCACUGCAGGUUUUCCUAUUGGGCGGGUCCUUCAUACUUUGGAAGUGCUAGACAGUCACAGCUUUGAGAAAUCGGACUUUAGCAACAAUCUGGAUUCUUUGUAUAACCGGAUAUUUGGACUUGGCCUAGGCAAAGAUGGGCAUGAGAUAUCACCUGAUGAUGAUGCAGUAGUCACUCUUCUUUGUGAGUGGGCUGUCAGCUGUAAGCGUUACGGUCACCACCGUGCACUUGUGGUGGCAAAGUUACUGGAGAAGCGGCAGGCGGAGAUUGAAGCAGAGCGAUGUGGAGACUCAGAGGCUGUUGAUGAAAAGGGAUCUGUAUCUUCUGGGUCUCUGUCUGCUUUGAGCGCACCCCCUGUGUUCCAAGAAGUCCUGCUCCAGUUCCUUGAUACACAGGCCCCUAUGCUAACGGAUCCAGCUAAUGAAAAUGAGCGUGUGGAAUUCUAUAAUCUGGUGCUGCUAUUUUGUGAGCUAAUUCGACAUGAUGUUUUUUCACACAACAUGUACAUGUGCACAUUGAUAUCCCGUGGAGAUCUAGGGCUCGACCCACAUGCACCCCGACCCCGCUCCCCAUAUGAGGACCCGUCUGAUGACACUGACCGCAAAGAAGGAGAGGCCAAUAGCAGCAUAAAAUUAGAGGAUACCACUCUCUCAGAAACCAUGGAUAUUGAUCAUGGCUCUGGGGCUUUAUUUGAGGACAUGGAGAAAAGUGAAUUCCCGAUGUUUUCCCCUGCCAUGCGUUGUGAGGGGCGGAGCCCCGGUCCCGAAGACGGGGACCGAGAUUCCCGCCAUACAGUGAAAGUCAUGAAUGGGGAAGGACCUCUUUCUGCACUGUAUGAUCAGCCCCGGCAUAUACAAUAUGCCACACAUUUCCCUAUCCCACAGGAGGAGUCGUGUAGCCAUGAAUGUAAUCAGAGGCUUGUUGUUCUUUAUGGUGUGGGAAGGCAAAGAGAUGAUGCCCGUCACAUAAUCAAGAAAAUUACACGGGAUAUCCUAAAGGUGCUUAAUCGCAAAAGCACCUCUGAGACAGAUGAGGGUCAGCGCAGACGCAGGGCAAAGCCUGAAGCAUUUCCCACAGCAGAGGAGAUUUUUUGCCGCUUUCAGCUACUCUCACAUUUCGAUCAGCACCAAGUCACUGCACAGGUGUCACGGAAUGUGUUGGAGCAAAUUACGAGCUUUGCACUUGGUCUCUCCUAUCACCUGCCCUUGGUGCAACAUAUCCAGUUUAUCUUUGACUUGAUGGAAUAUUCCUUAAACAUCAGUGGUCUCAUUGACUUUGCCAUUCAGCUACUGAAUGAGCUCAGCGUGGUUGAGGCUGAGCUCCUGCUGAAGUCGUCUAGUCUGGUUGGCAGUUACACCUUGGGUCUGUGUUUGUGCAUUGUUGCUGUUCUGCGUCAUUAUCACACUUGCCUGAUUCUCAACCAGGAGCAGACAGCCCAGGUCUUCGAAGGGUUGUGUGGAGUGGUGAAACAUGGAAUGAAUCGUUCAGAUGGCUCAUCUGCUGAGCGUUGUAUCUUGGCAUAUCUCUAUGAUUUGUACACAUCGUGUAGUCACCUAAAGAGCAAGUUUGGGGAGCUUUUCAGUGACUUCUGCUCAAAGGUGAAAAAUACAAUAUACUGUAAUGUUGAGCCAUCAGACUCCAACAUGCUGUGGGAACAGGAGUUUAUGCUGGACACCAUCAUCAAUCCAUCAGGACAUAGCGUCAACUGUGGAAUGCUGGGAAAGUUGCUGAGUGACUCCCCAACCAACCGAUAUAGUUUUGUGUGCAAUGCACUUGUCCAUGUGUGCGCUGGAGACCACGAUACAGACAGAGUGAAUGACAUUGCCAUUUUGUGCGCUGAGCUGACUGGAUCCUGCAAAGCCCUGAGCUCCGAGUGGCUGGGAGUCCUGAAAGCCCUCUGCUGUUCAUCUAACAAUGGAACGUGUGGCUUCAAUGAUCUGCUUUGCAAUGUGGAUGUCAGUGAUCUCUCUUUCCACGAUUCUCUUGCCACUUUUGUUGCAAUCUUAGUUGCUCGCCAGUGCCUCUUACUGGAAGAUCUGAUUCGCUGCGCUGCUAUCCCAUCCUUGCUUAAUGCGGCUUGCAGUGAGCAGGAUUCUGAGGCGGGAGCUCGUCUCACCUGCCGCAUUUUACUCCAUCUCUUCAAAACCCCACAGCUGAACCCUUGUGAACCUGACGGCAGUAAACCAACUGCUGGAAUCCGUUCAUCUUGUGACCGCCACCUGCUGGCAGCAUCUCAGAAUCGGAUUGUGGAUGGAGCUGUUUUUGCUGUGCUGAAAGCUGUGUUCGUUUUGGGUGAUGCAGAGCUGAGGGGCUCAGGAUUCUCACAUCCCACUGGUACUGAUAAUACUUCAGAGGAAGAUUUAGCAACCAGAAGAGCAGGGGGUCGGCCGGUAUCAAUUGAAACAGCCAGCUUGGAUGAAUAUGCAAAAUAUGUUCUGCGCAGCAUCUGCCAACAAGAGUGGGUUGGAGAGCGGUGUGUGCGUUCUCUGUGUGAGGACUCGAAUGAUCUGCAGGACCCUGUUCUGAGCAGUGCUCAGGCUCAGCGCCUCAUGCAGCUUAUCUGUUACCCACACAGACUGAACGAUACAGAGCAGGGAGACAAUCCACAGAGGCAACGAAUCAAACACAUCUUGCAGAAUCUGGAUCAGUGGACAAUGCGUCAAUCAGCUCUGGAACUGCAGCUAAUGAUUAAACAAACACCAAGCAAUGAAAUGAAUACUCUAUUAGAAAAUAUUGCUAAAGCCACAAUUGAAGUAUUCCAGCAAUCUGCAGAAAAUGCCUGCGUGGCCCCCUCCAAUAGUAUUGCCCUCAGCAAUGCUACCUCCAGCAACACACCUCCCAACAGCAAGACAAAACCUGUUCUCAGUUCUUUGGAGCGAUCUGGGGCUUGGCUUGUGGCCCCUCUCAUCGCAAAGCUGCCUACAUCAGUUCAAGGUCAUGUGCUGAAAGCUGCAGGGGAGGAGCUAGAGAAGGGCCAGCACCUAGGAUCCUCUUCCCGCAAGGAACGUGAUCGUCAGAAGCAGAAAAGCAUGUCCUUGCUAAGUCAGCAGCCAUUUUUGUCUUUGGUAUUGACAUGCUUAAAGGGACAGGAUGAGCAACGAGAGGGACUUCUGACUUCUCUCUUUGGCCAGGUGCAACAGAUUGUUAGUAACUGGCGAGAAGAUCAGUAUCAGGACGACUGUAAAACUCCUCAACUGCUGCAUGAUGUCUUAAAACUAAGACUUAACCUGGUUGGUGGGAUGUUUGAUACAGUUCAGCGCAGCACUCAGCAAACCACUGAAUGGGCUGUCCUUCUGCUGGACAUUAUUAGCAGUGGUACAGUGGAUAUGCAGUCGAACAACGAGCUCUUCACUACUGUCCUAGACAUGCUUAGUGUUCUGAUAAAUGGAACUCUGGCAGCUGAUAUGUCCAGUAUUUCUCAGGGGAGCAUGGAGGAGAAUAAAAGGGCGUACAUGAACUUAGUAAAGAAACUGCGGAAAGAGCUGGGCGAUCGACAGUCUGAGAGUCUGGAAAAGGUUCGACAGCUUCUUCCUCUCCCAAAGCAGACUCGGGAUGUAAUAACUUGUGAGCCACAGGGAUCUCUCAUUGACACCAAAGGCAACAAGAUUGCAGGUUUUGACUCUAUUUUCAAGAAAGAGGGCCUUCAAGUUUCUACCAAGCAGAAGAUCUCUCCUUGGGAUCUGUUUGAGGGGAUUAAACAGUCUGCUCCUCUGUCCUGGGGCUGGUUUGGGACUGUCCGCGUGGACAGACGUGUGUCUCGCAUGGAGGAGCAACAGAGAUUACUUCUAUAUCACACUCACUUGAAACCAAAGCCUCGUAAUUACUACUUAGAGAACCUUCCACUUCCACCUGAGGAUGAAGAACCCCCUACUCCCACAAGUAUUGAGCCUGACAAAAAGGUUACUGAGACUCUUAAGGUGGACAAAAGUGGAGUGGGUGGCACGGUUAACACUGAUGAGAGGAAGAAGCCAAGCAAGCCCAAAAGAGAGAAAAAGAGAAACAUGGCACAGAGCAAAGUAGAGGAAUUCCCUCUUGGUCCUGGCCGCCCAGUGCCUUAUGGAAUGGUCCCCACUGAUCUUCUGCAUACCCAGGGAGCUGGAAUGUCCCGUCUGCCUUAUGCAGCCCAGACCAUGUAUGCCCAGAACCAGCCGCUACCACCAGGUGGUCCUCGUCUAGAUAACUCAUACAGACCUAACCGGAUGACUAUGGUAAAGGUUCCUACCAGGCCUCAGUAUGGCAGUGGAGUAACCCAACCUGGCAUGAUGGACUCGUACAAGCCAGUGAUGUACAGACCACAGCCUCCUAUUCCUCAGGGGCAACUACUAAGACAGCAGCUGCAGGCUAAGUUGGCACAGGGAAUGAUGCCGCAGCCUGUACGGCAGAUGAGUCAAGCCCCUUCAUAUGGCUCCAUGCAACCCACUCAGGGUUAUACAUCGUACAGCUCUCAUAUGAGCUUGCAACAACACCCUCCUCCAUCCCAGGCUGGUGCUUUGGUGCCCCCACCAUACAGUACUCAGCAAUACCCUGGAUCUCUUCCCCCUUCUGGUGGGGCUCUUCUUGACCCAGUGCGCCAGAUGCAGCAAAGACCUAGUGGCUAUGUGCACCAGCAAGCCUCUGGUUUCAGUCACGGUGCUUCAGGAGGACAAAGAUUCCCACACCAGCAGAUGACUCAGACAGGCAUGAUGCAAAGCAUGGGCCACCUUACUACACAGCCAGUGACGGGUGCAAUUCGGCCUCAGAUGUUACCUGAGCAGCAACAACAACAGCAGCAGCAACAGCAGUAUUUGAGACAGCAACAGCUAUUAAGGCAGCAGCAGCAACAACAACAACAACAACAACAGCAGCAGCAGCAGAAUCAGGCACCUCCUCAGCAACAAGCUCCUCCACAACCACCUCCCCAGCAGGUCCCCACCGUUCCACAGUCACAAACACAAGGACAGCCGCCAGGGCUUGGCAUGCAGACACUGCAAUUUCAGAGACAGGGUUUACAGCAGACCCAGCAACAACAGCAAACUGCAGCUCUGGUCCGCCAGCUCCAGCAGCAACUGUCCAGCACACAACCACAGCAAAAUUCCAAUCCAUUCGGCCGCUACCCGUGAUUUUGUACCUCUUUCGGAUGAAUUCUCUUGGCUCUCUCCAGAUCGAUGAGACAGAAGGCAGCACUUUAGAAGAUUUUAUUUAACUCAAAGGAGCGGAUGGGUAUCUGGUUCCUGUGAGAAGUGAUUAGUGUUACCAGAUUUUCUGUGAUGUAAAAAAAGAAUGAAUUGUGGAUCUGAAUGUUGCAUAUGUCCAAGUCGCAGAAUAAGGGACAUGUAUAUCCUGUCGUCCCGUCCCCCCCAGGUGAAUUAUGGGGGGUUCCUAUGUCUUGUGAACAUUUAUCUUUUAAAAUGUUUUUAAUAUUUUGUUAACCAAAUGAUUAAAUUGUCAUUUUGUAAAGUA
Molecule: messenger RNA, 6850 nt
Organism: Xenopus laevis (African clawed frog)
Lineage: Eukaryota; Metazoa; Chordata; Amphibia; Anura; Pipidae
Gene: med12.L
Product: mediator complex subunit 12 L homeolog
Exons: 44
Coding region: 79-6510 (2143 amino acids)
Biological process (GO): positive regulation of transcription by RNA polymerase II; regulation of transcription by RNA polymerase II
Cellular component (GO): mediator complex; nucleus
Molecular function (GO): transcription coactivator activity; beta-catenin binding; transcription coregulator activity
Source: RefSeq, a predicted model, not a curated record